AAACCUUAAAAAAAUGUAAAGUAUUAGAAAAUGGCUCUUGCUGGGUCGGUCUUGUUAUUAUUUAAUUUAUUGAUAUUUAUCCGAGGAAUUGUUUGUGACUUGGGUCUUCCACAAAAUCAUCUGAUAGAAAAUGAAGCAGACUCUCCGGAGGAGAAUCUGCAGGAUGACACAGGAGACAUAGACCUACGCAAUAAACUCCACGAUCAGAUGAUUAAAGCAUAUUCUAAGAUUCCCGUGAAAAAGUAUAAAUGUUAUUCUUGUGAGCCGCCAGAUUGUCGAGAGGGACCACCCUGUUACAACGCUUUACAGUGCUGGAAGUCCCGAGUGCGAGACUCUAAUGGCCAGGAGCGAGUAUCUCGCGGCUGUACGACACAGCAAGAGCAGGUACCUCUGUACUGUUCUACUCAACAUCAUCACCAUCACGGACACACCAAGCGUCACACUGGCGGACAGUAUGCCAUUGACUGUUGUGUCGGCGACUUCUGCAACAACGGCAGCUUUCCUCUCCUGCCACCAAUCAUAUAUCCAGAUGAGGUGCCAGUCUAUUCCGACCACUCGGUGUACAUUUGGAAGUUGACGUUGGCAAUACUGGGCCCCAUCGUGGUGUUGGGCACUCUCGGCUCAGUGGUGAUUCUGUUGAUGCGUAGACGUCACCGCAAGCGGCUCAUGGCGGCCCGGUCGCUCCACUCGGACCCAGAGAGUUACUGCCCCAGUGAUGACAUGCUGCGGGCCACUGCUGCUGGGGACACCACGCUGCGGGAAUAUCUGGAGCAGUCGCUAACCUCAGGCUCAGGCUCGGGUCUGCCGCUGUUGAUCCAGCGUACUCUGGCCAAGCAGAUCUCUCUGGCGGAGUGUAUAGGCAAGGGCCGAUACGGUGAGGUGUGGCGAGGCAUCUGGCAUGGCGAGAAUGUCGCUGUCAAGAUAUUCUUCUCCCGUGAUGAAGCGUCUUGGAGUAGAGAAACAGAGAUUUAUAGCACUGUACUGCUGCGUCACGAGAACAUCCUCGGCUACAUCGGGUCUGACAUGACGUCCCGCAAUUCUUGCACACAACUAUGGCUCAUCACUCACUACCAUGCACUCGGCUCUCUGUACGACCACCUCAACCGCGCGACACUCACUCACCACCAGAUGAUGAAACUGUGUCUGUCAAUGAUCAAUGGACUGGUCCAUCUGCACUCGGAGAUAUUCGGAACUCAGGGAAAACCAGCAAUCGCCCACAGAGAUAUAAAGAGCAAGAACGUGCUGGUGAAGAACAACGGCACUUGUGUUAUUGCUGACUUUGGUCUGGCCGUGACCCACACCCAGGCCACUGGAGCUCUAGACAUGGCACCAAACCCACGGGUCGGCACCAAGCGAUACAUGGCUCCCGAGGUGUUGGAUGAGACGAUAAAUAUGCAGUGUUUUGAAGCGCUGCGCCGCGCAGACAUGUACGCUGUAGGGCUCGUUCUGUGGGAGAUCGGCCGCCGAACUCUGUGUAAUGGAGUGGUUGAAGACUACAAACCCCCGUUUUACGACGCAGUCCCCAACGACCCCAGCUUUGAGGACAUGCGCAAAGUCGUGUGUGUAGACCAGCAACGGCCUGCCAUUCCCAACAGAUGGGCUUCUGAUCCGACGUUAGCUGGGAUCAGCAAGAUAAUCCGAGAAUGUUGGCAUCAAAAGCCAAACGUAAGGUUACCUUCCUUGAGGGUGAAGAAGACUUUGGUUAAGCUUGCGUCCAACGACAGACAAGUUCAUUUAGAUCUCGAUACUUUAUAAAACAAGUCACAAGUGACGAGGACUUGACUGUGAUUGAUAUAUUUGUUUAUGAUAAAAAUACUUAUCAUGAAGAGGUUGUACAGUAGAACUCCUAAGGUUUAAUCUUGGAAUGAACUAUUUUUUAGUGUAAAAAAAUCACGGGAAUUAUGGACUUGCAAGGAAUCAAACACCUAGUUCAACUGUUUUACUAAAAUAAGGGACUUUUGGUAACAUCAACUUCCUGGGGUGUAAGGUUAGUGACUCUUUAGUUAUAAAUUAAUUCAGUUUCCCCAAAAAAAAUCUUUUGGGGAAAAACUGAAAAAAAAGAUUUUACCAUAGACUAACCAACACAAGUAGACUUCUCAUCCCAUUGUACAUUUUUUAGCUUGUUUAUCGUGUCUAAUUCAUAUUUGGUGACACUGAUAGAAAAAUCAAAUUUAAUUCAAUUCAAUUUCUGGUGUCAAUGAAAUAUUGUUUCUAUUAUUUUAAGGGUUAAUUUCAUAAUUUGUGCUUUACUGUUUAGUUAUGUAAGCAAGGGGUGAAUUAUGGUUUAUAUGAUUAGAUCGUUUUAUUUGGUUGAACCAGGUUUUAAAUGACUGAAAUAACAAGAAACAAAUUGCAAACAAAACACGACCUCUACAGUGCACCGGACAGAACUAACAAUAUAAUUGUCUUCAGCUUAUAAAGGAUGAGAAAUCUACUUAGGGAGUAUGUUUUAUCUAUGAUUUUACUUUUUAAACUAGCAAAUCACUGGGAAUGCUAUUACAGUAGACUUGCUCUUAUUCGGAUUAUUUUUUACCGGAAAUCGGUUUAACCACUACACUUGGCAGAGGUGACAUCUCUUUACCCGCACAAUUUUUAUCAGCACAUGGAUUUAAGCGGACUGGAUGGCAGGAAGUGAUGGGUACUGAAACGACCUUUCUGAGAAAGAUGGGAAAGUUUGAGACCAGUGAUUACGUGUCUAAAUACAAUGCUCUCCUAAAUUCAAGCAUAAUAUUUGGGUUAUUUUUUAAUAAUAAUAGCAUUUAUAAUAAUUACAUAUCUUAUAUCUUUGACUUAAUAGAGCUAGACAUUCCAUCCCCAUGUUAAAGCUGUCACCAGUUUUUAAAUAAAAAAAUUGACAGAAUUGAAGUGAGAUACCGGCAGAUUGUAAUGAUGUAAAUUACUGGUUUCUAAAUUAUUGACAUCGGUUUAACUGGAAAAAGCUAUAUCAGGCCAGGCUUUGGUUCCGAGGAGAAGAGGGAAUCUACUGUAUGGGUCACCUAUUAAGGUCUAGUCAUGAUAUGGAGAGAUUUCAUAAGGUGAAAGUAAAACGUUUUCCUGACUUCAUCAAGAUCCAGUAGUACAAGAUUUUAAGUUGUUAGGAGCAAGAUACAUUAUUGUUUCAUUUGUUUUUUACGAAUCUGUAACCGUAAUUCAUGACUCCAUUACAACAGCUAACUUCACGUAGAUUAUUGUGGGCUUCACUCACCUUUAUUUUUGUCUGUGAUGUCCGGGACUCGUCAAAACACACAUAAACACACAUAAAUAACACACAAAAUCGUCCACGGCAUCAAAGUCCGACGUUUCGCGGAACUCAAAAAAACCACUACACUCCUUUUUUAUCAUUAAUAUGAAUAUCCCCCGCCCCCGCCCGUCCUCCUCCAAGCUCAGCUGAUCCGGCAGUCGUGGUUAGGCGUUCAACCCGUGUGCGGGCUAAAAAUAGUAUAUUUCUACCCUGAAGAAGCGGAACGUUUUUUUGAGUUCCGCGAAACGUCGGACUUUGAUGCCGUGGACGAUUUUGUGUUUUAUAUAUGUGUAUUUAUGUGUGUUUUGACGAGUCCCGGACAUCACAGACAAAAAUAAAGGUGAGUGAAGCCCACAAUAAUCUACGUGAAUAAUAACACCUCGCCUAAAAGCAUGUCGUUCAAAAACAGCUAACUUUUUAAGUUUUUCACCAAGUUGGAUUUGUGAAUAUUAUUAGGAGUUCUACUGUCAUUUUGGAAAUCAAAGACUACUACAUCAGAUAAGGUGUACAACUUAACUUCCUAUGAAAGCUUCUAAAGCUGCAUUCUCUUUGAUGAAAAAUUAACAUUUUCGGUAUUUUACCUUUUGAUGGUAUCUAAUUUAUAAAUAUUUUUUCUAAAGAAGUUAUCUCCAGAACAGCUUCCAUAAUCCCCCCAACUUUUUGUUCGUAUUCAAAACAGGAAUAUAGUUUUAGUUUUACUUUUACAUCUACAUACAUAUCCAGAUGUGCAAUAUUAACUUUUGAUAUUACAAUAACCGAUUUGUAUGUGUAAAGCUUAUGAAUUGAUUUCAUAUAUCACACAACCUGUUGUCAAGUUUGAAACUGAAGUUGACUCCUUCCUUGUACAGUAAAGGGCUACAGAAACUGUAAAUAUAAUUAUUUCUUGUUACUUAGUGUCUAGCAAUGUAAUUAUUGUUAUCCUAUGUGAUUAAUACUAAUGCCAAGAAACUGAAUUUUUUAACUGGUACAAUUCAAUUUAUGAUGGUUAUCACUUACUUUUGUAUCUUUGAGCUCAAAAUGUUGAUGUGGGUAGUUGUUAGUUAUUUUAUAUACCAAAAUGAUAUCAGCAACAAAACUACAACCUAAAUGUGUUUGCAACAACAAAUAAAAUGGUCCAUCCUAUUUUGAUAAUUGGCCUAUUUCCAGAGUUCUAUUAAAUACUGGCCAGACACGGUCAUGAAUUCGUGGCUUGUAAGACGAAGGGGGGCAAGUAAGUAUAUGUGUACUUGCCCUCCUUUGUCUAGCUAGCCACAAAUUAUUUUCAACCUCGACUGUUUAAUUUUAUUCAACAAAUUCAAUUGUCAGUUCUGUUGUUUGACUAUACACAUAGUUUUUGUAAACGUCUCAUUUUUUACAGGGUGCCAUACAACUGAUAUUAAUACUAUUGGUAGAUUUAAGUAACUUAGUUAUAAAGGACGAUUUUAAGACUGUUGUAAUAUUAUUUUAUGUGAAGCAUAAAUGUAAGUAGUCUAUGCUAUUUUCUUUACAUUGUAUGCAAUUAGGUUUUACAUUUAACUAUUUAUAAAACUAGAUAUUCCAUCCCUGUUUUAAAAGUUUUUGCCUGUUUUUUUUUCAAAAUUGUCAUAGUUGAUGUGAGCCACGGACAGAUUGUGCUGAUUUAAAUGACUAAUUUCUUAGAAUACCAAGUAAAACUGAUGCAACGACUUAUUGUGAGCUAUAGAAACUGUAAUGAGCCGUCAACUAUGUCAGCAACAUAAUUAGGUUGAAAAUAGAAUAUUAGACACUAGCGCAUUUUGUGACUGGCUCGCUCAGCAAUGUUCUUUUUUAAAUAAAUAUUGCGACAGCUGGUCAAUGUAGAUGGGAUGUUUACUUCAGUAUCCAAUAGUCAAUGGUUUUACUAAAGUAAAAAACUUAAAUGUUAACUCUUAAGCCAUUUUUAAAUUGUGGGUUUAUGCUUUCGCUUAACUAUGUUGGUUUGGGUGAAAUAUUUAAGCCUUCAUUGAUCCACUAAAACUGCCGACUUCAAUAUGUUACCAUGUGCCAGAAGUGACGUAACUGUAUGCAUUUGAAUGAAUAAAUUGAAAUUAAAUUACAAUCAUCAAGUUAAUUAAAUGUUUAAAUACUGGCUGAAACACUUAAAAAAUGUUGUAUAUUAAGUACUCUAGUAGCAUUUUAUGCAUAGUAAACAAACUUGAACAUAUUCUAAAACCUUUUGUGCCUAGGGAUACAAAUCCAUAGCUAGGCCUAUUUAUAUUAUACUAAUUGCUUAACUUGAUAUUUUUUAUACUCCACUUUUUCAGCAAUCCUUUAAUGCAUAGGGGGUCAGAUACACACACUACAUUUGAUUUAUUUAUGUAAUGUUCACCAUUUUGUUAACACUCGUUCAUACAUUUUGUCAGCAAAGAAGUUUAAUACAGGUGUUGGUAUUAAGUAAACGGUAUAAAGCUGGUUGUAUUGUCAAGGCCUAUUUCUGUCUAGUCUAGAAGUUAGGAUCCUCUAAAAUCAAGUAAUGUUUGCAUAAAGAAAUUUGAAAUCAUCCUUUUAGAAAUCAUCCUGGUUAAUAUCCAGGUAUUGUUUUUUUUUCUUUUAGGAUUAAAUCAAAAGUUUUGUACUGUAGACUUCCUUUUGUUUGGAUCCAUUUGGUUCAGAAGGCCACCCGUGAGUGACUUGUGUACUCCGCUCAAUCUCGCCGCUUUGUUCACAGCCACAAAAACAAACCAGAGAUGGAACAUACAGUAGAACCUAGAUACUAAGAAUAUCAUGGGAGUUAUUAAAUAAGGUUAUAAUCAAUGUGGACUUGUUUUUAAGGUCUGCAAUAACAUGUGAUUAGGAGUAAAAUCAUUUCAAGGGGCUUUUAAACGACCCUUGUUAUCAAGGGAGACUUGUUAUUAAGGGUCUUGUUAUCGAGGUUCCACUGUACCUAUGCAAUAAUAGUCAGGAACUUUCCUUAGUUUUUUGGUAAUAUUGAUAUAAAACAUUUUUAUUAAGGACUUUACAGCCGGUCGCCGUUAAUAUGAAGACAGGAUCAGCUUAUUUCCCUCGUUUAAAAGUUCAGAUGAUGUUACAAAAAUAAUCAGAUACCAAGGUAUUAAAUUAUUUCAUGCUGUCCGCUGUUAAUAGGGAAAAAGGAUCAGCGUUAUUUUACUUGUUUGAAUUGCAGUUCUUGCGUUACAAAAAUAAUCACAUUCUAAGUAAUUGUAUUACCGAGGUACUGCUAAUUUGUAAUGCUUGCUGUUAAUAGUAAGACGUUAUUAGCGGAAUAGUUAUUUUAUUAGUUUGUUUGAACAAUUCAGAUAAUGUUACUAAAAUAAUAGAGUACUUUUUAACUUCAAACAUUGUUGGUGUUUUUAGUUUGGACAAGUGUCCACCACGCUUUCAAUGUCUAAAAGUAAAAGAGAAUAAAUUUGACUACUGCAUUACUGAAAUUAAAAACUUUAUAAACAAUUAAAUACAAUACAGAUAUUAAUGAUUAUGAUGAUGACAGUAAUGAUUCUAUCAGAAAUGUUUGGUGCUCAAUAAUAUUGCCUUUUCAAAACCUAAAACUCGUGUCAGUACACAGCCAUUAAUGAAAAUACUCAACAGUUACUCAAUUUUUAAAGAAGGUAGCCUAUAUCUUAAUUUUGUUUACGGAUACUCUAGUUUGGUCUUAUGUGCCAGAAGAUGUACUUUAUGUUGUAGAUUUAGGGAACUAUAUAUUUCUCCUCUGUUUGUAAAUAUUUUUAAUAGUACAAAAUGUUUAAAUGUUAUGUAUGAGUGUGUCUCUCUUGCCUAUAAAUUUGUUGUUGUUUUUAAAAUUCUCAUUAUUGCUUGUUUAGUUUAUGGUGAUAUUAAAUUUAUUUUACAGAUUUUGAAUUCUGCUUAGUUUCUGUAGGUUUGUCAUGAUUUUAGUAAAUGUAAGGUAAUGUUUGUACAUAACUAAAUAGUACUGACUAAAAUAAAACUAGCUCUAUUUUUCA
Molecule: messenger RNA, 7158 nt
Organism: Macrosteles quadrilineatus (aster leafhopper)
Lineage: Eukaryota; Metazoa; Arthropoda; Insecta; Hemiptera; Cicadellidae
Gene: sax
Product: activin receptor type-1
Exons: 9
Coding region: 31-1755 (574 amino acids)
Biological process (GO): BMP signaling pathway; dorsal/ventral pattern formation; protein phosphorylation
Cellular component (GO): BMP receptor complex; plasma membrane
Molecular function (GO): transforming growth factor beta receptor activity, type I; ATP binding; SMAD binding
Source: RefSeq, a predicted model, not a curated record